This is a messenger RNA of Rhinichthys klamathensis goyatoka, 2019 nucleotides long. It is a transcript of the gene rtn4a, whose product is annotated as reticulon 4a. The transcript is spliced from 7 exons. Lineage: Eukaryota; Metazoa; Chordata; Actinopteri; Cypriniformes; Leuciscidae. Gene Ontology annotation, cellular component: postsynaptic density; neuron projection. The record is from RefSeq and is a predicted model, not a curated record. Gene Ontology annotation, biological process: neuron differentiation; endoplasmic reticulum tubular network formation; brain development. Bases 115 to 1086 code for a protein of 323 amino acids.
GACGUAUACUCUCGCUGGUGUGCUGAAGAAGUUUUGAAAAUUCAUUUUCUUAAAUCAAAAGGACUCGUUUUGAAUAAGUUACUUUUAUUUAGCGGUGUAAAAUUAUUGUUAACAAUGGAUGAUCAAAUAAGCUCCACGACACCUUCAUAUGGCUUGCAUCAUGAAGAAGGAGAACACCGAGCUGACAAACACGUGAACUCUCUGCUGGAUGAAGUGACUGAUUUCUCGCUUAGAGAGGCAACGGCGGAUGUUUCUGAGGUGGAAGAUAUUUUAGAUCUGGCAGGAGGAGCGAAAGAUGCGCUCGAGAGGCACAGGUCCACACUGCCACGUAACGUUACCGAGGAGCCACUGCUGGACUUUUCAGACCCAGAACCAGAACCACCAUCCACCUCUAAACCAGAACCAGAAGCUGCCAAGCCAGCACUGAUCGGUGCGUUUGGAGAUGCAACAACAAAACCGGCAAAAUCAGAAGAAAAAGAAGAGAAAACAACAGUCACACCAUCUAAAUCGUCGUGUUCAUUGGUGGACCUGCUGUACUGGCGAGAUCUGCAGAGGACGGGGGUGGUGUUUGGAGCCAGUCUGUUCCUGCUGCUGUCCCUCAGCGUCUGCAGUAUUAUCAGCGUUCUCUCCUACGUGGCCCUUGCCCUGCUGUCUGUCACCAUCUCCUUCAGGAUAUACAAAGGCAUUUUACAGGCUGUUCAGAAGUCCGAGGAUGGACACCCCUUCAAGAUGUAUCUGGAUAAGGAUAUCGCGAUCCCUACGGAGACGGUUCAUAAGUACAGUGACACAGUUCUGGUGCACAUCAACACUGUUGUUAAAGAGCUGCGACGACUCUUCCUGGUGGAGGAUCUGGUGGACUCGCUCAAGUUUGCAGUUCUCAUGUGGAUCCUGACUUAUGUUGGUGCCUUGUUCAAUGGUCUCACCCUUCUUAUUUUGGGUCUCAUAGGGGCUUUCAGUUGGCCAGUGGUCUAUGAAAAGCAUCAGGCACAAAUUGACCAUUACUACGGACUGGUGAACAAGCAAAUCAAAGAUGUUGUGGGAAAGGUCCAGGCCAAGAUUCCCGGAGCAAAGCCAAAGACGGAGUGAAGAAAGUUAGAUUGUUAAUUCUGUGCACGAGAAGUGAUGUUGGUACAAGAGAAGACGGACAGAAUCGUGUUUGGUUUGGAAAAAGGCCUUAGACGAUGCAAUGUAAACUUUAUCCCCCCUCCCCCAGUGUUUGAAAUGUUAGCGUAACUGAGAAUGAAUCCUUUUUAAACCUCCUAUGAGUUUCUCUCACAAGCAGAGUCGUCACUGUCUUUCAGAGUAGAGCUAGUUGUCCAUGUUUAAACGCAGCUACGUAACACCAUUACAGAAUGUAGUCCGAGGAACUCCAUGUCAGCGAAGGCAGGAUUCGAUGAGGUUUUUUUCAUUUACUAUUCGGUCAGUGAAGCGUUCACCUUUUUUGAAGGCCAUUUUGAUUCAUUACAGUAUGAAUUGUUUUGGUUAUAAAGUUCCUUCACAAGUCUUUUGAUUUUAGCAAUUUUCUUUUUUUCCUAUUUUGUUUGUACUUGGCGUGAUAGAACACAGUGUUGUUGUGGUGUAACUGUGUUAAAGUUGAUGCAAUUAAAUCGUGUUAGAGGUGAAGAAGCUUCUAGUCUUCUGUAGCAGAAUUUAAGAGCAGUUUUAUUUCACACUUGUCUACAAAGGGAUCUGUUACGGCGUAUUGCACCCAACUAUUCAUUGUUUUUAGCCGUUAAGUGAAGAAAACAAAAAGAAAAAAAAGGUGAACUAGAACGUAUGCUGUCGGCCUAUCACCUUCCUGUCAUGUCAAAAAUCAACAUGUUUGCAGAAUUUGCCGUCUCCAUCGUGGAUCGAAUACCUGAAACGGCUCACGCUCUUAAUAACUUUCAAACAUCAAGCGCUGUUUCUUCAUGCAGGUCAUUUGUAAAAGAUUUCAGUUUUGAUGAAAAUAUGCUGAAGACUGUCUGUGGAAUGCAUUGUGAAAAAUAAACCAAUAAAGUAUCAAAGCUUGUAGACAAA